GCCCGGUCUGCGCCCCACCCCCGUCCGUCCGCCCGCUAUGCCGCCGCCAUGUCUGCGCAGGCCCAGAUGCGCGGGAUGCUGGACCAGUUGAUGGGCACCUCCCGGGACGGAGAUACUACUCAUCAACGAAUCAAAUUCAGUGAUGACAGAGUAUGCAAGAGUCACCUUCUGAAUUGUUGCCCCCAUGAUGUCCUGUCUGGAACUAGAAUAGAUCUUGGAGAAUGUCUGAAAGUCCAUGACCUGGCUUUAAGAGCAGAUUAUGAAAUUGCGUCCAAAGAACAAGAUUUUUUCUUUGAACUCGAUGCUAUGGAUCAUCUGCAGUCAUUCAGUGCAGAUUGUGAUCGAAGAACAGAAGUGGCUAAGAAAAGAUUAGCAGAAACUCAGGAAGAGAUUAGUGCUGAAGUUGCAGCAAAGGCAGAACGUGUUCAUGAGUUAAAUGAAAUCGGUAAAUUGUUGGCUAAGGUGGAACAGCUAGGAGCUGAAGGGAAUGUGGAGGAAUCCCAGAAAGUAAUGGAUGAAGUAGAGAAAGCACGGGCAAAGAAAAGAGAAGCAGAGGAAGUUUAUUGGAAUUCUAUGCCAUUCUGGAAGCUGGAAGCUUCCAGUUUCCAGCAGCAGAAACUUCGAGUCUGUGAAGUUUGCUCUGCCUAUUUAGGUCUUCAUGAUAAUGACAGACGACUGGCUGAUCAUUCUGGGGGUAAACUGCACCUGGGUUUUAUUGAAAUAAGAGAGAAGCUUGAAGAAUUAAAGAGAGUUGUAGCUAAGAAGCAGGAGAAAAGAAACCAUGAACGCCUGAGAAGAAGAGAAGAAAGGGAGAGAGAAGAAAGGGAGAAGCUGAGGAGGUCUCGAUCACAUAGCAAGAAUCCUAAAAGAUCCAGGUCCAGAGAGUAUCGCAGACAUAGGUCUCGCUCCAUGUCACGGGAAUGGAAAAGGAGAACUCGAUCCAAAUCCCGGGAGAAACGCCAUCGCCACAGGUCCCGCUCCAGCAGCCGUAGUCGCAGCCACAGCCACCAGAGAAGUGGGCACAGUUCUAGAGACAGGAGCAGAGAGCGAUCCAGGAGGAGAUCCUCAAAAGAGAGAUUCAGAGAACAAGACUUAGCAUCACGUGACAGAGACAGGAAUUCAAGAGACAGAUCACCUCGUGACAGAGAUCGAAAAGAUAAGAAGUGGUCCUAUGAGAGCGCUAAUGGCAGAUCAGAAGACAGGAGGAGCUCUGAAGAGCAUGAAGCAGGGGAGAUAUAAUUAGCUGUGUACCUAUCCUCAAUCCUUAAGCUUCCUCUGGAGUUACAUACUAUUGUUUAGUUUACAGCUGUUCAGGGUGACACAGUGAGCAGUUCCAGACACCUAUCCAGCUAGGCUAGGUGUAUAGCAUCUAACUUGAUCUGAACUUGUUUUCUUUGAUGAAGCCUAAAACUACAUCCAUAGUUUCUGGUGAACUUGUAAUACACUUCUGAAAGUACA
Lagenorhynchus albirostris (white-beaked dolphin) is the source of this 1458-nucleotide messenger RNA. Its product is annotated as putative RNA-binding protein Luc7-like 2. Lineage: Eukaryota; Metazoa; Chordata; Mammalia; Artiodactyla; Delphinidae. Gene Ontology annotation, cellular component: U2-type prespliceosome; U1 snRNP. Gene Ontology annotation, molecular function: mRNA binding. Gene Ontology annotation, biological process: mRNA splice site recognition. The record is from RefSeq and is a predicted model, not a curated record.